This is a messenger RNA of Lactuca sativa (garden lettuce), 507 nucleotides long. Lineage: Eukaryota; Viridiplantae; Streptophyta; Magnoliopsida; Asterales; Asteraceae. The record is from RefSeq and is a predicted model, not a curated record.
AUGGGUCUAUUCAAGAAACCACAAACUGAAGUUUUUUUAAAAGAUGCUCUUUAUCCCUCUCAAGAAGUUUCUGAUAUUAGAGGCGUUUUUGAGAAAAUGAUGAGUUUUGUUAGUGAACUUCAAGUUGUACCUACAUCUGUUGUAACUGAAGGACCAUUGGAACCAGGUUUGACUAACUCCCGGUCAACAGAUGUACCUAAGGAUUCUUCAGUUCCAUUCCAACUUACCACAACUCAAAACCAAUUCCAUUGCCAUAUUGUGACAACCCUUCCCCCAUCCCAAUUCCAUUCGACUUCACCUUCACCUCCACCAUUGAUGAAACAACCUUCUUCUGUUGUCCCCGUUUCUGCCCUUAAACCACCCCUCAAUGUACAAAGAAACAUUGGAAUCCCAUUGCUUCAACCCUUUCCACCUCCCACUCCACCGCCAUCACUAACUCCGAAUUCCAAUUCUGCCCCGUUUUAUGGACCACUAACUAGGGAAAAAGUUCGACCAAAUCAGUGUUGA